Perognathus longimembris pacificus (Pacific pocket mouse) is the source of this 6218-nucleotide messenger RNA. RefSeq names its product SET binding factor 1 (gene Sbf1). The record is from RefSeq and is a predicted model, not a curated record. The coding region runs from base 203 to 5887 and encodes 1894 amino acids. The transcript has 41 exons. NCBI's taxonomy places the organism in Eukaryota, Metazoa, Chordata, Mammalia, Rodentia, Heteromyidae.
CGCGCAGGCGCGCGGCGAGGCCGGGCGGGCCGGCUGGCUGGGAAGAUGGCGGCGGAAGCGCUGGCUGACGCCGCGGAGGAGCGGGCCCGGGGUGCUCGGGGUGCGCGGCCCAGGGCCGGCGCCGGGCCAUGAGCGCGCCGCUCUCAAGUCCCGGAGCCGCGGAGCCGGUCCGCGCCCCUCGGGCUGCCCCGCGCCCUUCGCCAUGGCGCGGCUCGCGGACUACUUCGUGCUGGUGGCGUUCGGGCCGCACCCGCGCGGGAGUGGGGAAGGCCAGGGCCAGAUUCUGCAGCGCUUCCCGGAGAAGGACUGGGAGGACAACCCUUUCCCACAGGGCAUUGAACUGUUUUGCCAGCCUAGUGGGUGGCAGUUAUGUCCUGAGAGGAAUCCACCGACCUUCUUUGUUGCUGUCCUCACUGACAUCAACUCUGAGCGGCACUACUGCGCCUGCUUGACCUUCUGGGAGCCAGCAGAGCCCACACAGGAAGCAGUAUGCCCUGAGAAUGCUACAGAGAGGGAAGAGGAGGCUGACGAGGGAGGCCAGGCACGACUGUCGCCUACAGCACCAGCCCCGCCUAGCCAGCUCUUUGCUCCCAAGACUCUAGUGCUGGUGUCACGACUGGACCACACAGAAGUGUUCAGGAAUAGCCUCGGUCUCAUCUAUGCCAUCCACGUGGAGGGCCUGAAUGUGUGCUUGGAGAAUGUUAUUGGGAACCUGUUGACAUGCACUGUCCCCUUGGCUGGGGGUUCACAGAGAACCAUUUCUUUGGGUGCUGGUGACCGGCAAGUCAUCCAGACCCCACUGGCAGACUCACUGCCUGUCAGUCGCUGCAGCGUGGCCCUGCUCUUCCGCCAGCUCGGUAUCACCAACGUGCUGUCUUUGUUCUGUGCUGCCCUCACGGAGCACAAAGUCCUUUUCCUGUCCCGGAGCUACCAACGGCUUGCAGAUGCUUGCAGGGGUCUUCUAGCACUGUUGUUCCCUCUUAGAUACAGCUUCACCUAUGUACCCAUCUUGCCGGCGCAGCUGCUGGAGGUCCUCAGCACACCCACACCCUUCAUCAUUGGAGUCAAUGCAGCCUUCCAGGCAGAGACCCAGGAGCUGCUGGAUGUGAUUAUUGCUGAUCUUGAUGGAGGGACGGUGACUGUCCCUGAGUGUGUGCACAUUCCACCUCUUCCAGAGCCACUGCAGAGCCAGACCCACAGUGUUUUGAGCAUGGUCCUGGAUCCAGAGCUGGAGUUGGCUGACCUUGCCUUUCCCCCUGCCACAUCAUCGACUUCCUCCCUGAAGAUGCAGGACAAGGAGCUGCGUGCUGUCUUUCUUCGGCUCUUUGCUCAGCUCCUGCAGGGCUACCGCUGGUGCCUGCACAUUGUCCGCAUCCAUCCAGAGCCCGUCAUCCGCUUCCACAAGGCAGCCUUCUUGGGCCAGCGUGGGCUGGUGGAGGAUGAUUUCCUGAUGAAGGUACUGGAGGGCAUGGCCUUUGCAGGCUUUGUGUCAGAACGUGGGGUCCCCUACCGCCCCACAGACCUGUUUGAUGAGCUGGUGGCCCAUGAGGUAGCACGGAUUCGUGCAGAUGAGAACCACCCCCAGCGUAUUCUGCGUCACGUCCAGGAACUGGCAGAGCAGCUCUAUAAGAAUGAGAACCCAUACCCAGCUGUGGCAAUGCACAAAGUACAAAGGCCAGGUGAGGCUAGUCACUUGCGACGGGCACCCCGGCCUUUCCCCCGACUGGAUGAGGGCACUGUGCAGUGGAUUGUAGACCAAGCUGCAGCCAAGAUGCAGGGAGCACCCCCAGCCGUAAAGGCAGAGAGGAAGACCACUGUGCCCUCUGGGCCUCCCAUGACGGCCAUACUUGAGCGGUGUAGCGGGCCACACGUCAACAGUGCCCGCCGGCUGGAGGUGGUUCGGAACUGCAUCUCCUAUGUGUUUGAGGGGAAGAUGCUUGAGGCCAAGAAGCUGCUCCCAGCGGUGCUCAGGGCCCUGAAGGGGCGAGCUGCCCGCUGCUGCCUUGCUCAGGAGCUCCAUCUGCAUGUGCAGCAGAACCGAGCAGUCUUGGACCACCAGCAGUUUGACUUUGUUGUCCGCAUGAUGAAUUGCUGCCUGCAGGACUGUACUUCUCUGGAUGAGCAUGGCAUCGCAGCUGCCCUGCUGCCCCUGGUCACAGCCUUCUGCCGCAAGCUGAGCCCAGGAGUGACACAGUUUGCGUAUAGCUGUGUGCAGGAGCACGUAGUGUGGAGUACACCACAGUUCUGGGAGGCCAUGUUCUAUGGGGAUGUGCAAACCCACAUCCGGGCCCUCUACCUGGAGACCUCUGAGGACUUGGGAAGCCCCUCCCAGGAGGUUGGUGAAGUACAGUCUCAGGAGGAUGAACGUUCUGCCUUGGAUGUGGCUUCAGAGCAGCGGCGCCUGUGGCCAACCCUGAGCCGUGAGAAGCAACAGGAACUGGUGCAGAAGGAGGAGAGCACAGUCUUCAGUCAGGCCAUCCACUAUGCCAAUCGCAUGAGUUACCUCUUGCUGCCUCUGGACAGUAGCAAAAGCCGCCUUCUUCGGGAACGUGCAGGGCUAGGAGACCUGGAGAGUGCCAGCAAUAGCCUGGUCACCAACAGCAUGGCAGGUAGUAUGGCUGAGAGCUAUGACACAGAAAGUGGCUUUGAAGAUGCAGAAACUUGUGAUGUGGCUGGGGCUGUGGUUCGUUUCAUCAACCGCUUUGUGGACAAGGUCUGCACAGAGAGUGGGGUCACCAGCGACCACCUCAAAGGGCUGCAUGUCAUGGUACCAGACAUUGUCCAGAUGCACAUCGAAACCCUGGAGGCUGUGCACCGUGAAAGUAAGAGGUUGCCCCCUAUCCAGAAGCCCAAGCUGCUGCGGCCACGCCUGUUGCCUGGGGAGGAGUGUGUCUUGGAUGGCCUGCGAGUCUACCUGCUGCCAGAUGGGCGUGAGGAGGGGGCAGGGGGCAGUGGUGGGGGUCCUGCACUGCUACCAGCCGAAGGCGCUGUGUUCCUUACCACGUACCGGGUCAUCUUCACGGGGAUGCCUACUGAUCCCUUAGUGGGGGAGCAGGUGGUGGUCCGCUCCUUCCCUGUGGCUGCACUGACCAAGGAGAAGCGCCUCAGUGUCCAGACCCCUGUAGACCAGCUUCUCCAAGAUGGACUGCAGCUGCGGUCCUGCACAUUCCAGCUGCUGAAAAUGGCCUUUGAUGAGGAGGUGGGGUCUGAUAGUGCUGAGCUCUUCCGCAAACAGCUGCAUAAGCUCCGGUACCCUCCAGACAUCCGGGGCACCUUUGCACUCACCCUGGGCUCCACCCACACACCUGGCCGGCCAUCACGGGCUGCCAAAGACAAAGGUCCUUCUCUCAGAACCCUGUCCCGGAACCUGGUGAAAAAUGCCAAGAAGACCAUUGGGCGGCAGUAUGUUACUCGGAAGAAAUAUAACCCCCCCAGCUGGGAGCACCGGGGCCAGCCACCCCCUGAGGACCAGGAGGAUGAGAUCUCCGUGUCGGAGGAGUUGGAACCCAGCACGCUGACCCCAUCCUCAGCCUUGAAGCCCUCAGACCGUAUGACUAUGAGCAGCCUGGUGGAGCGGGCAUGUUGCCGUGACUACCAACGCCUUGGACUGGGCACCCUGAGCAACAGCCUUAGCCGAGCCAAGUCUGAGCCCUUUCGCAUCUCCCCUGUCAAUCGCAUGUAUGCCAUCUGUCGCAGCUAUCCAGGCUUGCUGAUCGUUCCCCAGAGCAUCCAGGACAAUGCUCUACAACGUGUGUCCCGCUGCUAUCGCCAGAACCGCUUCCCUGUGGUCUGCUGGCGCAGUGGGCGCUCCAAGGCCGUGCUGCUGCGCUCCGGGGGCCUGCAUGGCAAGGGUGUUGUUGGCCUCUUCAAGGCCCAGAAUGCACCUUCUCCAGGCCAGUCCCAGGCAGACUCCAGCAGCUUGGAGCAGGAGAAGUACCUGCAGGCUGUGGUCAGCUCUAUGCCCCGCUAUGCUGAUUCAUCAGGACGAAACACACUCAGUGGCUUUUCCUCAGCUCACAUGAGUAGCCAUGUGCCCAGCCCCAGAGCCAGGGUCACCACGCUGUCCAACCCCAUGGCGGCCUCGGCCUCCAGACGGAUUGCGCCCCGAGGGAAGUGGGGCAGUGUUCGGGCCAGUGGGCGCAGCAGUGGGCUUGGCACGGAUGUGGGCUCCCGGCUAGCUGGCAGAGAUGUCCUGAGUCCCCCGCAGGCCAACGGGGCCCCCCCUGAUCCAGGUUUCCUGCGGCCUCAUCGUGCAGCCCUAUAUAUCAUUGGGGACAAAGCACAGCUCAAGGGUGUGCGACCAGAUCCCCUGCAGCAGUGGGAGCUUGUACCCAUUGAGGUGUUCGAGGUCAGGCAGGUGAAGGCCAGCUUCAAGAAACUGCUGAAGGCCUGUGUUCCCGGCUGCCCUGCUGCUGAGCCCAGCUCAGCCUCCUUCCUACGCUCACUGGAGGAGUCCGAGUGGCUGACCCAGAUCCAUAAGCUGCUGCAGAUCUCGGUGCUGGUGGUGGAGCUUCUGGACUCGGGCUCCUCUGUCCUGGUGAGCCUUGAGGACGGCUGGGACAUCACCACGCAGGUGGUGUCCUUGGUGCAGCUGCUCUCAGACCCCUUCUACCGCACCCUGGAGGGCUUCCGCUUGCUGGUGGAGAAGGAGUGGCUGUCCUUCGGCCACCGCUUCAGCCAUCGUGGGGCCCACACCCUGACUGGCCAAAGUAGCGGCUUCACACCUGUAUUUCUGCAGUUCCUGGAUUGUGUAUACCAGGUCCACCUACAGUUCCCCAUGGAGUUUGAGUUCAGCCAGUUCUACCUCAAGUUCCUCGGUUACCACCAUGCAUCCCGCCGUUUCCGAACCUUCUUGCUGGACUCUGACUAUGAGCGCAUUGAGCUGGGGCUGCUGUACGAGGAGAAGGGUGAGCGCAGGGGCCAGCUGGCAUGCAGGUCUGUCUGGGAGUAUGUGGACCGGCUGAGUAAGAGGACCCCUGUGUUCUAUAACUACACGUAUGCGCCUGAGGACACCGAGGUCCUGCGGCCCUACAGCAACGUGUCAAACCUGAAGGUGUGGGAUUUCUACACUGAGGAGACACUGGCUGAGGGCCCUCCCUACGACUGGGAGCUGGCCCAGGGGCCCCCUGAGCCCCCAGAAGAGGAACGGCCUGAUGGAGGUGCUCCCCAGAGUAGGCGCCGAGUGGUAUGGCCCUGCUAUGACAGCCGCCCCCGAGUCCAGCCAGAUGCCAUCUCACGCCUGCUUGAGGAGCUUCAGCGGCUGGAAACAGAGCUGGGUCGACCUCCUGAGCGCUGGAAGGACACCUGGGACCGAGUGAAGGCUGCUCAGCGCCUUGAAGGCCGGCCAGAUGGACAUGGCACUACCAGCUCCCUACUAGUAUCCAGUGUGCCCCACCAUCGCCGUUCGCUGGGCGUGUACCUACAGGAGGGGCCUGUGGGCUCCACCUUGAGCCUCAGCUUGGACAGCGACCAGAGCAGUGGCUCAACCACAUCCAGCUCCCGCCAGGCUGCCCGCCGAAGCACCAGCACGCUGUAUAGCCAGUUCCAGACAGCUGAGAGCGAGAACAGGUCCUAUGAGGGCACCUUGUAUAAGAAGGGGGCCUUCAUGAAGCCCUGGAAGGCCCGCUGGUUUGUGCUUGACAAGACGAAGCACCAGCUGCGUUACUAUGACCAUCGAGUGGACACAGAGUGCAAGGGUGUGAUUGACCUGGCAGAGGUAGAGGCUGUGGCACCCGGUACUCCAACCAUGGGUGCCCCAAAGACUGUGGACGAGAAAGCCUUCUUUGAUGUAAAGACAACGCGUCGAGUUUACAACUUCUGUGCCCAGGAUGUGCCCUCAGCCCAGCAGUGGGUGGACCGGAUCCAGAGCUGCCUGUCAGAUGCCUGACCCUCCCAGCCCUGCCCAGGCUGCUCUGCUUCCAGUCGUCAUAGACCACUUAGGGGUGGGCAGGGCCGCCCCGGCCAUGUUUACAGCCCCGGCCCUCGACAGUAUUGAGGCCCUGAGCCCCCAGCACUUGUGUGUACAGCCCCUGCCCUGCCUGGCCAGCUCUAACUUAUUGUUGUGUCAUGGCUGAGCGCUGAGCUGGGAUGCGGCCAUGGUACAGCCCUGUGAUGGGCCUGUAAAUAGUCUAUCCCGCCCGGGUGUGCUAGCCCCGGCUGGCUGGCGGCGAUGAGCUGUUUCUAGAACCAGAAUCUAUAUAAAGAGAGAACUAACGACA